This is a messenger RNA of Engraulis encrasicolus (European anchovy), 1937 nucleotides long. RefSeq lists its product as uncharacterized. Lineage: Eukaryota; Metazoa; Chordata; Actinopteri; Clupeiformes; Engraulidae. The transcript has 6 exons. Bases 2 to 1351 code for a protein of 449 amino acids. The record is from RefSeq and is a predicted model, not a curated record.
CAUGGCAGAGUGCGGCAGUGACAGCAGCUCAGGCCCGGCGAUCAGCCAGGAGGCGAUCCCAAUGGCUGAGAGGAUCUCACUGCUCUACCGUCUCUCCUACGUCUCCGUGGCUAAGUUCCCCCACCUGGAGAUCAGCAUCCAGAACAGGGCUGCACACACUCAGCAACUCUUCUCACAUGCCAAGGACAUCCUGUGCGAUUCUGUUUACACGGUGGACAAGGUGCAGUUGUUGUUCCCUCCGAUGAAAACUGCGGUGGAGAAAGAACAGCCUGAUCAGCUUCAGGAGCUCACGGCAUCUGCUAAGGAGCUGUUCCCUCACCUCCACAACGAACUGAAGGGAAUCAUCAGCAGGUUUGAACUACACUACAAGGAUACAGCGGCCAACACGUCAGAGGUGUCUACUGAACGCAGCAUAAGAAAGAAGAACCCACACACCACCAACAGCCCAGAUGACUGCCUGGACGUGGUGUGUCUGUGUCUGUGUAAAGUCCAGAAGGACCUCAUCGAGCUGCUGAAGUUCUGGGAGCAGUUCUGCCUGCUGCAGGAGUACAUGCAGAACAUGACCCUGGUGUGUGAAGAGCUGGUCCCUGACCUGACAGAUUUCAAAUGUGUGUUUCUGGAGUCCAUCACUGCAGCCGAGGAGGGUUGGAUGAAGUUCCGUGAGUCUUGUGUGACCAUCCAGACUGUAUUCAGCGUGCAGGCCGAAGACGCUUACAAGUUUCUUAGCAUGAAGCCAUCGUCUCUGUCUGCAGAGGACUGGAAGAGUCAGUACAGCGAUGCCAAGACACAGAUCCUCAUCAAUGCCUUGAUGCCACACGCUAAAGACCGUCAGCUAUCGCCGAAACGCCUGCAGGACAUCGAGAAACUCGCACAGCGAGAAGAGAGCCUGGACAAGCACCAAAUGGAAAAGGAACUAGCCCUUAAUAACCUGCAGGCCCUACAAAUCUCAAACAAACACUCACUCCACAGUUUCACACAUUCUCUGUCACAGGCCAAAGAGAAGUUGCAGUUGAUCCAAGCUGAGCUUCGCGAGCAGCAGGCUAAACUGAAGACAGCGAAGAGGGUGAAGAGGGUCGGGGUCGGAGCCAUACCACUUGGUUUAAUCGGACUGAUUGCAGGGCCGGUGAUGGCUGCGGUGGGAGUGAGGGAUGGUCGUCGGGCGGAGAAGGCCAUUGAGGAGGCGGAGGAGAAGAUGGAGCGUUUCCAAGCCAACGUGGAGUACUGCGAUAAACGAGUGCAUGAGUGUGAGGCCAGGAUCUGCCACACGGAGCAGGAGAUCACAGAGAUCGGACAGGAGCUGGAGCACAUGACAUACUUCAAAUACGUUUUACUGACUAUAUGUGGCCACUAAGGGCGCCAGAGAGGGAGCUGCCAGGAUUAGGGUGAUUGCAUGGUCCAUAGCAAGGUAUACAAGACAGUAAAAAAAAGCAUAGCAAGAAACGUCAAUAAAUGUACAAUAGGGAAUAAAAUAAAAGAUAGUCAGCUUCUAGUGUUUGUAUUGUUGUCGUGAUAUUGGGAUGUUAAAUGUUUUACCAUGCUUUGCAGAGUCUCUGUAAGAGCCUUAUAAUCAGUCACCAAAUUUCUAAUUCCACUACUCAAGGGCCUCAUAGCAUGUCAUUGCGAUGUUGUUAUGAUGUAAUUAAGUCUUUUCACCAGUGUGAACAGGCUGGCUGCUGGCAGUAAGAGGCUACUGAAGUUGUGAAUUUGUUUCCAUUAUUAAUAAGAAAAUCAGUAGCCGUUAUAGUAGCCCAUUUGAUAAGACAUAAUGGAUACGGUAAUAUACAUUAAUUAACUGUCAUAACACAUGAAUAAAUAAUACAGUAAUACUGUACUGUAAUAAUACAUUAAUAAUCCACUGUAAUAUACAUCAAUGUAUAAUACAUUCAUAAUGUACCGUAAUACACAUGAAUGAAGUACUGUACCUGUAACUGGAUGAC